UCUGAAGUGGUCAGAGUACAGAGAGCAGCUGUGAAGUCAGAGUGGACAACCAGCCUCCCCUGAAGCUAAAGGGUCCCCCGGAGAGGAUGAAGUUCUCUGUGGCAGCCCUCUUUCUCCUCAUCCUCAUCACCACUCCGGCUUUGUACGGCCAGUCAAAAAUUCCUGAGUCGGUGAACCAUUCUCCCACCUGCUGCCUGAAGUAUCAUGAGAAAGUAUUGCCAAAGAAAUUGGUGGUGGGAUACAGAAAGGCCCUCAACUGUUACCUGCCAGCAAUCAUUUUUGUCACCAAAAAGAAUCGAGAGGUCUGCGCCAACCCCAACAACAAAUGGGUCCAAGAGUUCAUCAAGGAUCCCAAUCUACCUUUGCUGCCUCCCAGGAACUUGGCCCAGGUUAAAAGUAUUAGAACAUAGGAAGGCCGACCCCAGCUCGAAGCUCUGAAGCCUCGGUGGGAGUCCAGGUUCCGGAAAGAAAAAUGCAACCCUGUGAAAAUGCAGGUGGCCAUGUGGUCUGGAUGACAGUGGUAUUGAGAGAAGCUGGCCCCUGAUGCAAAAAGUAAUUAAAAGUAUUUCAAACACUU
Neofelis nebulosa (Clouded leopard) is the source of this 577-nucleotide messenger RNA. It is a transcript of the gene CCL16, whose product is annotated as C-C motif chemokine ligand 16. Gene Ontology annotation, biological process: cellular response to tumor necrosis factor; immune response; positive regulation of ERK1 and ERK2 cascade. The transcript is spliced from 3 exons. The coding region runs from base 87 to 410 and encodes 107 amino acids. Gene Ontology annotation, cellular component: extracellular region. The record is from RefSeq and is a predicted model, not a curated record. Gene Ontology annotation, molecular function: CCR chemokine receptor binding; chemokine activity. NCBI's taxonomy places the organism in Eukaryota, Metazoa, Chordata, Mammalia, Carnivora, Felidae.